Archocentrus centrarchus (flier cichlid) is the source of this 2294-nucleotide messenger RNA. Its product is annotated as C-reactive protein-like. Bases 50 to 724 code for a protein of 224 amino acids. Lineage: Eukaryota; Metazoa; Chordata; Actinopteri; Cichliformes; Cichlidae. The transcript is spliced from 5 exons. The record is from RefSeq and is a predicted model, not a curated record.
UUCACAGCUGCUGCGCAUACAACACCAGUACCAGUACAGAGAUUUCAAGAUGAAGCUGUUCCUGUUACUGGUGAUGCUGACAACAUGUGCUGCAAAACACCAAGACUUGUCACGUAAAAUGUUCACUUUCCCACUGCAAACCAACAGAGCUCAUGUGAGGCUGAAUGCGACAGCACAGGAUUUCCGAUCUUUAACAGUCUGUCACAGAUCCUUUACAGACCUCAAAAGAGACCACGCCCUGUUCUCUUUGGCCACACCCACCCAUUCCAAUGACUUUCUGAUUUUCUGGGAUGAUAAAAAUAAGGAGAUGGAGCCCCAUAUCAAGGAUAGAAAAACUGAAUUUGGAGGGCGAGACUACAAGCCAAACAUGUGGCACUCUAUUUGCACCACAUGGGACUCUGAGUCUGGAUUGGUGCAACUGUGGUUUGAUGGGCUACCUUCGACUAGGAAAUAUGUCAGCUCUGGAACACAAAUCACAGGACCUACUAUAAUAAUUUUAGGACAGGAGCAGGAUGCCCAUGGUGGUGGAUUUGACAUUAACCAGUCUUUCGUUGGCAUGAUAGCUGAUGUCCACUUGUGGGAUUACAUCCUGUCCUCUUGUGAGAUUCAGAACUAUGUGGAUGAACGCAACUUUACCCCAGGGAACGUCUUGAACUGGAGUGCACUGGAGUUCAAUAUCAUAGAUAGAGUACUGAUAGAAGAUAAGCUCGUGGCCUGUCACUAAACCUUUAAAACAGGAUCAUCACAAUAUAAAGUCUUAAAGUCUUUUUUAAUGUCCAACAUAAAAACCCAUUUAUUAACUUGUUGAAUUAGAAAUGUUUUUUCUAAUCAGUGACUUCUGUGGGUGGCAGUUAAAUUUCUUAUAAACAAAAAAAAAAAAACCAAAAAAAAGAGAAGUACAGACUGUGUGAUUAUUGCCCAAAUGUCACAAUCAGCAGUAUGUCACAAUUUGCAAUAGAGAAGUCCACACUUCUUCAUUGAAUCUGAAAACUCUGAAUCUCUAUUUAUCCACAAAAGUUUUAAAAUUUUAAAGGUGGUAAUGUCUGUUCAUUUCUGUUGAAUUUAUAGUAGGUAAAUGCCAAUAGCGAUAACAUGAUGCUGUUUUGGAGGUUGCCCCCUACUGGCCAAAAGAUGAUAAAUGCAGCUUUUCCUUGUUUUGGCCUUUUACUAUAUUCAUAAUAAUCUGGUGACGUUCAUGUAAUUUUAUAAACAGUUAAAUAAAUAAUAUGUACAUCCAGUUGGGAAGUAGUUUAAAUAUAUGAAUGGACCUAUAGUGUAUACAAAGAAGACUCAGGUUUCUUCAUGUUUCAUCACUUUUCGCAAUUUUUUGAUUAUCACAUGGAUUUUUGAUUGUUCAUGUGAGUAGUUCCUUUCUGACAGAUGCUGCCAGUGGUGCAAUCAGUAAAACUCACAGAUGAACACUCACUGUAAAGUAGUACACUAUUGUGUCAGACUGGUGAUAAGAGUUUGUUUGUUUUACAUGUUUAAACCAAAUAGAAUGAAAGAAAUAUAAGUUUUAGUAUAUUAGCAUAGUAACAUACACAUCUAUUACAGCUAUUAUUUAUUUUCAAUAUGGACAAAGCAUACUCAUAAAUACAAAAUUUGCGUUGCUAUGUUCAGGAGCAAAUGAUCAAUCAGGACAAGUAAACAAGUCCAAGGAGCAAAUGCAGGUAUUUAUUAUCAAGUUCUUUGAUAAUAAACAGCAUGUGCUCACAUGGACUUCGGACUGCAUGUGCAGGUUGUUCUUUGCCAAACAGAUGCUACGUGUUUCUCAGUCAGUUAAACUACUUGUGUCUUCCAUUCAUCCAAACUUCAAGUGAAAGAACAGGGACUCCCUCAAUGAAUCUGCAUAUAUAUAUAUAUAUAAUCUUUAUAUUUUGGUCAGGAACUGAAAAGAGCCCCUUGAAUGUUUGAUUCUUGGAGAUGAACUUCUCCAGGCAGUUUUACUAAAAAAAAAAAAAAGGACAUUAAUCAACUGCCUGGAGUCUAAAAGUGCAUGAGCAUCAUCAGAUGUUGUGUUUCCUUGUUUGAGAUGCUCUGCUAGGCCUUUACUGCAGCCACCUUCAGUUGCUGCUUGUUUGUAGGUCUCUCUGCAUUCAGUUUUGUUUAGAUGUUUUCUGGCAAAGUGUAAUCUGGACUUCUUGUUCAGUGUAACCAGUGGUUACACUAAAUAAAUGAAUGUGUAUCUUGAUUGUGGACUUUGAUAGUGAUAUUCCUACCUCCUCGAGAGUGUUCUUGAGUUGGCUAGAUGUUGCAAACAGAGUUCUCUUAACCAUAAAAAAUUUGAUUAUCCA